AUGACCGGCAUCGCUCCAAAGGGACUGAAAGGCCAAGUCAUGUGUCGCACUUGGAGAGGAGGGUCAACUAGGACGAGGAAGCAGUUUUUCGACGAAGACUUGGACAAUUGGCUUUACAACCCGAGCUAUAACUGUAGAUGGACGUUGUACGUUAUUGAAGAUGGAGAGCAGAAUAAGGAGCAGUCUGCAGAAGCUGAAGCGCGGUUGAGCAAGCCACCUAAAUGCUCAGGUCCCAAUAAAUUGUGGACCCCUUCCUCCCUCCCUCACAACCUCCUCCCCUCCUCCCCUGGUUCCAUGUCCAGCGGCGUCCAAGCAAGCGGAAGCCAACGACGUCCCGGCAUCUGGUCUUAUUUUAGUUUCCCGGGUCCCCGCCGCCGCAUCUCUGUCACUCUCCCGCGCAACUUUGAUCCGAAACGCGACGAUCCGCACGAAAAGGCAGACAGACACUCUCGACGUCGAUUCGACCAUUCCAACGGCUUCAUGAACGACUACAAGGGAUCCUCGACAAUGAAUCAGGGGCAGCGGUUACGCUACCUCAAGACGGGCGGUCUGGUGGCCUUUGUGCUGCUGGUACUGUAUUUUGUUGUGCCUAGGGAUGGGCUGUCAAAGAGCGGCACAGUAUCGCAUCCAUCAGGAGGCAACACGGCGGCUGGCGGUGUCAAGGCUGAAUGUACAAAGUCAUACUCCAAGGACAAGCCGCUCAUCCAAUACGCCCUCAUGAUCGACGCAGGCAGCACCGGUUCGCGCAUCCACGUUUACAAAUUCAACAACUGCGGCCCCAGCCCAGAGCUCGAGAGCGAAGUGUUUGAGCAAACACCCAAGAAGGAGGGCGGUUCUGGUCUUUCGGCCUACGGCGACGAUGCAGAAGGCGCGGCAAAGUCGCUGGAUGUUCUCAUGGACGUGGCCGUCAAAAGCGUGCCCCCAGAGUACCAGUCAUGCUCCCCGAUUGCCGUCAAAGCUACCGCCGGUCUUCGCAAACUCGGCGAGGAAAAGUCAAACAACACGCUCGCGGCCGUCCGUCGCCGCCUCGAGACAGCAUACCCCUUUCCCCUUGUCUCCGAAGAGCGCAACGGGGUGGAAGUCAUGCCUGGCGAGAUGGAAGGGGUCUACGCCUGGAUCACAGUGAACUACCUCCUUGGCCACAUUGGUGGACCCGACAAGAACCCCACGGCCGCCGUCCUCGAUCUCGGCGGUGGCUCAACCCAAAUCAUCUUCGAGCCCACAUUUCCCGACACCCCACGCGGCGGUCUCCCUACCAAACUUGCAGACGGUGACCACAAAUACAGUCUCAACUUUGGCAACCGCAACUUUGACCUCUACCAGCACUCUUACCUGGGCUACGGCCUCAUGGAAGCCCGCAACAACCUCCACGCCGCCAUUGUCGACUCGCUCUACCAGGCCAACCCAAAGGAUACGGAAUUCCUCAAGAAGCCCAUUGUAAACCCCUGCAUCGCACCCGGCAUGUCGCGCGAAGUCCCCGUCGCCCUCCCCGCCAACCACCCCCUCGGCAAAACCGUGACGGUCAACAUGACGGGCCCCAAGACGGCCUCGCCAACCCAAUGCCGCGGCUGGGCCGAGAAGACGCUGCACAAGGACGACGAAUGCAAGCUCGCGCCCUGCGCCUUCCGCGGCGUCCACCAGCCCCCCUUUGAGCAAACGUUUGCCCGCGAGGCCGUCUACCUGCUCUCCUACUUUUACGACCGCACCCAGGACCUCGGCAUGCCCGAGACGUUUACCCUGCGCGAGCUCAUGCAGCUCGCGGACAAGGUCUGUGCCGGCUCCGAGGGCUGGGACUCCUUUGAGGCGGUUCCGGGUGCGAUGGAGGAGCUCAAGGAUCGUCCCGAGUGGUGUCUGGAUUUGAACUUCAUGUAUGAAUUGCUGCGCAGUGGCUAUGGGAUGCCGAUUGACCGCGAGGUGCGGAUUGCGAAGAAGAUCAAGGGGAAUGAAUUGGGAUGGUGUCUGGGCGCAAGUCUUCCCCUCCUCGAAGCCAAUUCCGGAUGGCAAUGCAAGAUCAAACAGGUCCAGUAG
This is a messenger RNA of Plenodomus lingam JN3, 2028 nucleotides long. NCBI's taxonomy places the organism in Eukaryota, Fungi, Ascomycota, Dothideomycetes, Pleosporales, Leptosphaeriaceae. The record is from RefSeq and is a predicted model, not a curated record.